GUCAGAGAAGGGAGCAAAGAUGAGCGACGAUCAAAGUCCUCCGUACGCGGUCUUCUUCGGAGUGAUAGGUGCUGCAGCGGCUAUCGUCUUUUCGUCACUUGGGGCGGCGUAUGGCACAGCCAAGGCUGGCACAGGAAUUGCAGCGAUGGCAGUCAUGAGGCCGGAUCUCAUCAUGAAGUCGAUCAUUCCUGUUGUUAUGGCGGGUAUCCUCGCCAUCUACGGUCUCGUAGUCGCCGUCCUAAUCGCAAACGCAAUAAAAGAACAUUACAAGCUCUAUACAGGGUUCAUGCAUCUUGGCGCAGGUUUGGCUGUAGGUCUUUGCAGUAUGGCUGCAGGUAUUGUAAUCGGAAUUGUUGGUGACUGUGGAGUGCGAGCCAUGGUUCAUCAACCGCGAAUGUUUCUCGGAAUGAUGAUUAUCUUGGUUUUUGCGGAGGUACUUGGUGUCUACGGGGUCAUUGUGGCUGUGACGAUGUAUUCCAAGUAGUGAAGUCGCCUGUUAUAAGAUUCGGUCUCAGAGCCCACCAGAGAGGGCAUUCGCUGGGAAGAGUGUUCCUAUAACAGACGAUUCCGGAGGCGGAGAAAAUCUAGGCGUAAAUAUCUGUAAAUGGGACAGACCAUCACAGAACUGAGCUUAAGUAACAUUUACCUUAUAUUGUUCUUGUACAAUCUGUUGAACUAGCAAUGUCUUCAUUAAUAAAGCAUUUUUUGUGUAUAUGCUAACGAUACAUUUAGGUAAAAUACUUUAUUUGUAUUCUUCGGGUUUUUUCUUGUUGCAAGUGGCUUCUACGUAAAGAAAUUGUUCUAUUAAAGAAAUUGAAGUUCCCUGUAGUUUCUACGCACAGUUUAAUCAGUUGGCUAUAACUCAUUGAAUGAAAAAUGCGCUUGAACUUCGAGCAGCAUGAAGAUCCCUAAUUUUUGCAACAGGAUAAUACCACAUAAACGACACGUUCAUAGCUAUUGUAGGAACUGUUUUCGGAAACUCAAACAAAAAUAUUGUCUAUUUUUGUUUGAGUUUCUUUUACAUUAUUAUGGCACAUUGUUGUUGUUUACCUUGUGAUACAAAAAGGUAACGCACUUCUAUUCACGUGUUUUCAAAUCAAAAGGAGCAAAACGUACUAUGGGACUGUAUUUUCAAUUACUGAGCAGGUAGGCACGUACUGAGUUAGAUGUACAUUUUAUUAGGUGCUGUGUAGAUCGUAAAUGCAAUAGAGACACCAUUUCAGUGCGAUAUUCUAAAAUACAGUGAAAACUGUAACAGUGUUCUAUAAUUGAUACAGCUGGCUCAUCUGGGAUAUAAUAGUAAAUAAACUUGAGACGUGAACUCUUAUACGGCUUGCUAUAUCUGCUAAAAUAUGCAGUACGCUUGGCUAAGAAUGCAAAAUACAUAUUGUAUAAUUUCUAAGGACUUAUUCAUGUCGCCGGAAAUGUCAGAUGUUUAG
Molecule: messenger RNA, 1439 nt
Organism: Varroa destructor (honeybee mite)
Lineage: Eukaryota; Metazoa; Arthropoda; Arachnida; Mesostigmata; Varroidae
Product: V-type proton ATPase 16 kDa proteolipid subunit c pseudogene
Source: RefSeq, a predicted model, not a curated record